This is a messenger RNA of Cervus elaphus (red deer), 3390 nucleotides long. RefSeq names its product tandem C2 domains, nuclear (gene TC2N). The transcript is spliced from 12 exons. Bases 1110 to 2582 code for a protein of 490 amino acids. The record is from RefSeq and is a predicted model, not a curated record. Gene Ontology annotation, cellular component: nucleus. Lineage: Eukaryota; Metazoa; Chordata; Mammalia; Artiodactyla; Cervidae.
CCCCAAAUCAUUAGAAGACAAUGACCAAACCCUCUGUGAAGUGGAUUAUUUCCAGGUACUUUUCCAGAACAGGAAAGUAUUCAGGUUGCUUUAAAUCAGUGGCCCUCACCCCUGAUGGUGUAGUAGGAUAACCAGUGGAGUUUUCAAGACAAAAACUUGACUUCCUGGGCCUUACACCCAGAGAUUCUGAUUUACUUGUUCUUAGGUAGGACCUAAGAAUUUUUAAAAGUUCAUGAGUAGGUGGAGUUGAGAGUGCAUUGUAUAAAGAGAGGGAGACAAUUGGGACCAAGCCCUGGCCACUUUAUCUUCAACGUCGUUUCAGUUACUUGUACAGUUCAUUGUCCUUUUCCUAGUCAGUGACCUGGAUUCCUUUCAGUCUUGGAACCCCAGGCAAGGAUAAAGGGGGUCAACAGAGCAGGUCACAGAUGGGAGAACGGACCAGGGCAGCUGCCUUUGUGUCUCAUGUCAGGAGUCAACCCUGUUACGAGUCCAAGAUCAUACUGCUGUCCUCACUACAGGUCAAUGAAUUGAGACACCAAUUGUUGGGGCAAAGAAUGAUGACUUUGUUCAAAAGUCUGCAGACUGAGACUUUUGACGCAUAUCCCAAAAAGCCAUCUUGCCUGAGUUAGACUUCAGGCUUCUUUUAUACUAAAAGGAGAGGAAGCAAAGUCAAACAUUUCCUGAUUCUGGUCAGCCGCCAGAGGGGAUAUGUUAAUUUCUUCCUCCCUAAAAGGAACCCUUUCCAAACCAUUUCCUACUGUGCCUCCUCUGUCAGGUUCAAGUGACGGUUAACAGUUAACACCAGCAACAAAUCAACAACUGAACAGCCCAGUUUCACAGCUCAGAUAAAAAGAGCAAUUUCCUACAGACUUGCCAGGGUGCAGGCCCAGCUCCUCAGAGCAGAGAGAAGAGGUGGCUCUGGGCCUGGGGCUCCCCUUGCAUGUUGGAGUCCUAGGUGUCAGGAAUGGGUGUGGAGUUAGAAUGCUCAAGGCUUAUGUGAGCUCUGCGCCGAGCUGCUCUGAAUGACUGAUUCAGGCCCAUAACACCAUGAAGAUUAAUAUUAAAAUCGGAAGUUUGUAUCUUUUGCUGGGUAUUGGAGAUUGACUGUAAUGGCAACGGAAUUUAUAAAGAGUUGUUGUAGAGGAUGUUUCUAUGGUGGAAGAGAAAAACACAACUUAUCUGUGGAAAGAGACUUCAAAGCAGCAGUAUCACACAGUCAAAAUACUACUAUCUCUAUACCCCCAUUGACUUCUGUUUCUGUAAAGCCUCAGGUUGGCUGUUCUGAGGAUUAUUUACUUUCCAAGUUACCAUCUGAUGGCAAAGAAGUACCAUUUGUGGUGCCCAGGUUUAAGUUAUCUUAUAUUCAGCCCAGGACUCAAGGAACUCCUUCACAGUUGGAAGAACUAGAAGGAUCUGCCAGAGCAUCUUUUGGAGAUAGAAAGGCAGAACUUUCCAGUUCAGCCCAGCAUGGACCCAGCUAUGAUGUAUAUAACCCAUUCUAUAAGUACCAGCAUGUGUCACCUGAUUUGAGUCGGCGCUUUCCUCCUCGUUCUGAAGCAACAAGACUAUAUGGAUCAGUUUGUGACUUAAGGACCAACAGACUUCCCAGUCCCCCUGGGCUAAGCAAGUCUAUGUUUGAUCUUACAAGUUCAUCUCAGCAGUUCAUUCAGAGACAUGAUUCAUUGUCCAGUGUGCCUAGUAGUUCUUCUUCGAGGAAAAAUUCUCAGGGGAGUAACAGAAGCCUGGACACAAUUACUCUAUCAGGAGAUGAAAGAGACUGGGGGAGAUUAAAUGUGAAAGUGUUUUAUAAUUCUUCAGUAGAACAGAUCUGGAUCACAGUUUUACAGUGCAGAGAUUUAAGUUGGCCCUCUAGGUAUGGAGAUACUCCUACUAUUUCUGUAAAAGGAAUACUAACAUUGCCCAAACCAGUGCAUUUCAAAUCUUCAGUCAAGGAAGGCUCUAAUAAUAUUGAAUUUAUGGAAACUUUUGUAUUUUCUAUUAAACUCCAAAGUCUACAAACUGUGAGACUUGUAUUUAAGAUUCAAACCCAAACUCCCAGGAAGAAAACCAUUGGAGAAUGCUCACUGUCACUCAGAACUCUUAGCACACAGGAAAUGGAUUACUCUCUGGACAUAUCACCACCUUCAAAAGUUUCUGUUUGCCAUGCAGAACUUGAACUGGGGACUUGUUUUCAAGCAGUGAAUAGCAGAAUUCAGUUACAAAUUCUUGAGGCACAGUACCUUCCAAGUUCAUCAACACCCCUAACUUUGAGUUUUUUUGUGAAAGUGGCAAUGUUUAGCUCGGGAGAGUUGAUUUAUAAGAAGAAGACACGCUUACUGAAGGCCUCCAAUGGAAGAGUAAAGUGGGGAGAGACUAUGAUUUUUCCACUUAUACAGAGUGAAAAAGAAAUUAUUUUUCUCAUUAAGCUUUAUAGUCGAAGCUCUGUAGGAAGAAGACACUUUGUGGGACAGAUUUGGAUAAGUGAAGACAGUAAUAACACUGAAGCAGUGAGCCAGUGGAAAGAGACAGUCACACAUCCAGAAAAGGUUGUUAUUAAGUGGCACAAAUUAAAUCCAUCUUGAAGAUGCCGCACAUUAAUUUGGUGACAAACUUGACAUUCUUUUCGAAGACUUAUGAUUUUAAUUUGCUACCAAUUUAAAGAGACAAAUCAGUACAUUUGUUAAUUUAUUUAUGGAUUACAUUAUUAAUUACAUAUUAUAGUAAUAUAAUGGAUCUAAUAGAAAAAUUAAACUUGGUAAAAAAUGGGAUGAAUUGUAUCAGAUAUCCAAAGUAAAGGAAAUGUUUUAGACAGUAGGGCAACUAAAUAAAUUAUAAAGUCAGUAGGAAUAUCAGUCAUAGAUAGUUACUGCUAUAUAAUGGUUAUGAGUAUUUUAAAGCUUUACAUAGAUAUUAAAAAUCCAGUAUAUCAAGUCUCUGUUAGUACAAGUGGACAUAUAGAAGACUGCCACUGUUUCAGUGUUAGUCAUUAUUGAUUAUAUCUUAACUCUACUGUUUUAACUCCUUGCUACAUAUUUUCCCUCAGAAAGCAAAAAUGAAUUGAACCACUUCAACUCUUCUUAUUUGGGGAAAGUUUGUGGCCUAUGUUUACCAUUAUUUACCCAUAAGUUGUCACAUUGCGACUUUAUAAGCUAUUUAUCUCUAAGAAAUCUCAGAUAUAGAAAACUACAUUUUGGCAAGAGUAGAAUAAACAAAAACACCAGAAGGUUGAAGUUUAAUUGGAAAUUCAGUGUACACACAUUUUUCUGUAAGGUUAUCAUCCAUAUAGCCCAUCCUAAUUAGCAGAAUUAAAUGAGCUAAUUUAAAUAACAAAUUCAAUAUUUUAUGAUAAUCACUUAUUUGUUUUUAGUUUUUUAAAUAUAAAUUACUUGU